Molecule: messenger RNA, 318 nt
Organism: Staurois parvus
Lineage: Eukaryota; Metazoa; Chordata; Amphibia; Anura; Ranidae
Source: the annotation of a GenBank genome assembly
AUGAGGGGUGACUACCACAUUGAUGUCUGUAUCAACGACUAUCUAGAUGUAUUCUGCCCUCAUUAUGAGGACUCUGUGCCUGAAGAUAAAACUGAACGUUACGUUUUGUUCAUGGUGAACUUUGAUGGCUACAGCUCCUGUGAUCACACAUCAAAAGGCUUCAAAAGAUGGGAGUGCAAUCGACCCCACUCCUCCAAUGGACCUCUAAAGUUUUCAGAGAAAUUCCAACUCUUCACUCCCUUUUCAUUAGGAUUUGAAUUUAGACCGGGAAGAGAAUAUUACUAUAUAUGUGAGUAUCCUAAAAUAUUUCUGUAUUGA